CAGGUCACUAAUGCUGGAAAAAGUACAGAGUCCACUGCAAGACAUGCUUGUUACUUUCUGAAUUCUUGGAUAAUUUUUUGUUGUUGUUGUUGUUCAUCACACCGACUUUCACUGAAGGCUAUUAUAGCCUGGCUCUCAAGGCCAGAAAAGUUUACAGGCUGCACCUCUUCUGUACUCAAUGCUGUACCCCUUGCACCCGAGGGUACUGUGUAUUUGUACUUAAUAAUGUCUUCUAGUUCCCACACAGCCAACAUACAGGAAUCUAUAAAACAUGGACUUACAUCAGUUGUGUCUCAGUUUAAAAUGGUGAAUUACUCCUACGACGAGGACCUGGAGGAGCUGUGUCCCGUCUGCGGCGACAAAGUGUCCGGCUACCACUACGGGCUCCUCACCUGCGAGAGCUGCAAGGGUUUCUUUAAGCGAACAGUGCAGAACAACAAAAGGUACACAUGUAUAGAAAACCAGAAUUGCCAGAUUGACAAAACACAGAGAAAACGAUGCCCUUACUGUCGGUUUCAAAAGUGUCUAAGUGUUGGAAUGAAAUUAGAAGCUGUGCGAGCUGACCGAAUGCGCGGCGGGCGAAACAAGUUUGGACCAAUGUACAAGAGAGACAGGGCCCUGAAGCAGCAGAAGAAAGCCCUCAUCCGAGCAAACGGACUCAAACUGGAAGCCAUGACUCAGGUGAUCCAAGCGAUGCCCACCGACCUGACAAUAUCCUCGGCGAUCCAGAACAUCCAUUCUGCCUCCAAAGGCCUACCUCUGAACCACACUGCCUUGCCUCCCACAGACUAUGACAGGAGCCCCUUCGUAACCUCCCCGAUCAGCAUGACCAUGCCGCCCCACGGCAGCUUGCAAGGUUACCAAACCUACGGCCAUUUCCCAAGCCGCGCCAUCAAGUCCGAGUACCCCGACCCUUACACUAGCUCCCCAGAGUCCAUAAUGGGCUACUCCUACAUGGAUAGUUAUCAAACGAGCUCACCAGCCAGCAUCCCGCACCUGAUAUUGGAACUCCUGAAAUGCGAGCCUGACGAGCCGCAAGUCCAAGCGAAGAUCAUGGCCUACCUGCAGCAAGAGCAAGCCAACAGAGGCAAGCACGAGAAGCUCAACACGUUUGGGCUCAUGUGCAAAAUGGCCGACCAAACGCUCUUCUCUAUCGUCGAGUGGGCUAGGAGUAGCAUCUUUUUUAGAGAACUUAAGGUUGAUGACCAAAUGAAGCUGCUUCAGAACUGCUGGAGUGAACUCUUAAUCCUAGAUCACAUUUACCGGCAAGUGGUACAUGGAAAAGAAGGCUCCAUCCUCCUGGUUACCGGGCAACAAGUGGAUUAUUCAGUAAUAGCAUCUCAAGCUGGAGCCACCCUCAACAACCUCAUGAGCCAUGCACAAGAACUGGUAGCAAAGCUUCGCUCCCUGCAGUUUGAUCUACGGGAAUUUGUAUGUCUCAAAUUCUUGGUGCUCUUUAGUUUAGGUAGGUAA
Messenger RNA from Tinamus guttatus (white-throated tinamou), 1473 nucleotides. The record is from RefSeq and is a predicted model, not a curated record. Lineage: Eukaryota; Metazoa; Chordata; Aves; Tinamiformes; Tinamidae.